AUGUUUUUUAUAUGGAAGAAAUUAAGGAUGGAAUUAGGAGAGAUACGAUGUUUUCAGCAUUGUGACCGUAAACAGAACAUUCUUUGUUUUAUAGUUCCAAUAAUCUGCCCCCUGUGUGGGCAGGAUUUGACUCAGUCAAGAUUAAGGAUCCCUCCGUACAUUAUUGAGUCUCCAUUUACUGAGGCUGAUAUUACACAGUGCAGUCUGGUGAUUAAACCUACUAUAGGGCAUUUUCUGUACGACUUUUCCAAUAACUCAAACCUCCAUAUUGGAUUGACAGAUUCAAGUGGAAAUGUGUACGAGUUUGAUGAGCGGGGUGUUACUGUAGGUGAUAAAACCUGGACACAUUGUCUUAGUAUUAAAAUACUUGAUGAACAUGAACAACUUGAAAACAAAUGGGACCACAGUCUUGAACAAUUUGCUAAUGAAAAACUUUGGAAGAAAGAGUGUUAUGACGAGAACUCACAGAAUUGUUUCGAUUUUGUUUUACAUUUUUUACAAUGUUUUGAAUUAGAUAGGCAAUAUUCUUGUCUUGUUGAUAAGUCUGUAUUCUGUGAGAAGAUGAUACUACCUGCAACACGUAGAGCAGGAAAAUAUAUAACUCUGUAUAAACAGAUAGAGGAAUCUCAGGUUGUAAUUCAGAAUGCAGGACAGUAAGGAAAAACUCCGUUGAUAUCAGAAAUAACAUGAAGCAAAUGAUGCUUGACACUUGAUGUUGUUAGCUGAGGUUCAGUCUCUAAUUUAACAAAAUGUAGACAAACUGUCACAUAUGUAAGACAGGUUGCUAUUUCAUAUAUGUAUGACAUAUUGUGUGCAUAUAAAAUUGUUAUACAUAACAAGUAUCAGCUGAAAUUUUCAGAUAACUUAAAAUCGCAUGCUGUAAGUAAAUGUACAUGUUAAAACUCGCAUAUUUGCUUACACUAGCCAAUAGACUGAUAAUAAAAAAUUGUCACAAAAGUUUA
Messenger RNA from Mercenaria mercenaria, 962 nucleotides. Its product is annotated as MKRN2 opposite strand protein-like. Bases 1 to 657 code for a protein of 218 amino acids. The record is from RefSeq and is a predicted model, not a curated record. Lineage: Eukaryota; Metazoa; Mollusca; Bivalvia; Venerida; Veneridae. The transcript has a single exon.